AUGGGUCCCAGCGCGUGGGAAUUUGCUCCCUACCGAGGAAGCGUGGUUGACUGGUUGUCGUAUCUACUCCGUAUUUUCGGAUUCGGAACGUCACCAGCUACUAUUUACGACUUUGGGGUGAUCAUCGAUCAUACGAUGGGCAAUCCCCAAGCAGCCGAAGCACAAGAACCGCAAUUAAGCAUUCAGGGUCUUUUAAUUGCGGUGGGCAAUCAACCCCGGCUCGGCGUGUCAGCUAAAGUGAUGAAUAGCUGGAAGGCGUCCAAUUCCCGGCCGGCUCUUGGCACCCACCCGGCACCACGACAAAUGGCAGUCUACGCUUUCUCACAGCAGUCAGAUUAA
Aspergillus costaricaensis CBS 115574 is the source of this 339-nucleotide messenger RNA. RefSeq lists its product as uncharacterized. The record is from RefSeq and is a predicted model, not a curated record. The transcript has 3 exons. NCBI's taxonomy places the organism in Eukaryota, Fungi, Ascomycota, Eurotiomycetes, Eurotiales, Aspergillaceae. Bases 1 to 339 code for a protein of 112 amino acids.